AUGAUUCGAUUUUUGCAUUCUCUUACGUUAAUUAGUUUUUUAAUUUCCAGUUUUUUUAUUUGUAAUUCAAAUGGUAAACGACCAAAUAUUAUUUUUAUUCUAGCUGAUGAUCUGGGUUGGAAUGAUGUCGGUUUUCACGGUUCAUCUCAAAUUCCUACGCCUAAUAUAGAUGCCCUUGCAUAUUCUGGUGUAAUUUUGCAUAACUACUAUGUCCAGCCAUUAUGUACACCAUCCAGAACUGCGUUUAUGACUGGAAAAUAUCCUAUUCGCACAGGUAUGCAACAUGAUGUUCUAUAUGCAGGUGAAGCACGUGGUCUACCGUUAAGUGAACGAUUGUUCCCACAAUAUCUUAAGGAUUUGGGAUACACUAAUCGUAUGCUUGGAAAGUGGCAUUUAGGACAUUACAAAAAGGAGUACACUCCUUUGUACAGGGGUUUCGAUUCUCAUAUAGGAGCAUGGGCAGGACAUCAUGAUUACUACGACCACACCGUUAGCGAAAAUUCCUGGUUCGGAUUAGAUAUGCGCAGAGGUUUGGAAGCUGCAUGGGAUUUGCACGGGCAGUAUACUACCGAUGUAUAUUCCAAAGAAGGUGUAAAAAUUGUAGAAAAUCACAAUUCUUCCGAACCACUAUUUUUAUAUGUAGCUCAUACCGCAGUACAUUCUUCCAAUUCCUACAGUCCUUUACCAGCACCUGAUAAUGUAGUCGAUAGUUUCAACGGCAUCGAAAAUUAUCAAAGGAGAAGAUUUGCAGCGAUUUUAACAAAAAUGGACGAUGCAAUUGGCGAGCUGGUGGAAGCAUUAUCUAAGAAAGACAUGCUGAAAGAUAGUAUAAUUAUCUUCUCAACAGAUAAUGGUGGUGCUCCAGCUGGAUUUAAUUUAAAUGCUGCCUCCAAUUGGCCACUCAGAGGGGUAAAAUACACGUUGUUUGAAGGUGCCGUAAGAGGCGCCGGAUUAAUUUGGUCACCUCUAAUUAAAAAACCUCAAAGAGUAAGUAAUCAAAGAAUACAUAUCAGUGACUGGAUGCCGACGCUAUUUUCCGCUAUUGGAGCUAAUAUAUCAAUAAAUAAUUUGGAUGGCAUGGAUUUAUGGAUAAGUUUGUCUGAAGAUGCACCAUCGCCAAGAAGUGAGAUUUUAUUAAAUUUGGAUGAUAGGUAUAAACAAGCAGCUGUCAUCGAUGGAAGAUAUAAACUAAUGCAAGGAGACAUUUUCAAUGGAGGAUGGAAUGGUUGGUAUGGACCGUCUGGGCGCAAUAUUACAUAUAACAUGGACAAAAUCUUAGCAAGUAAAACUAGAAAGGCUUUAGAGAAACUGGGAUAUGCUCCAACUCCAGAUCAAAUUACCUCCUUAAGAAAACAAGCUGAUAUCGACUGUCCUGAAAUUAAACCAUCAACUGAAUGCAAUUUGAAAACGGGUCCUUGUGUAUUUGAUCUUGUUGCUGAUCCAUGCGAACAAAAUAACUUAGCUCAUAGUGAACCAGAAAUACUAGAAAAAUUACAAGAUUUACUGGCUACCUACAACUCUAGUUUUAUUAUGCCUCCAAGCAACCUACCAAUUGAUCCGAGAUCCAGGCCGAGUCUCUUUGAUCAUACCUGGUCAAACUUUGGGGAUCAUAACAUUACUUUGCCCUUGUAA
Messenger RNA from Ctenocephalides felis (cat flea), 1632 nucleotides. RefSeq names its product arylsulfatase J-like. NCBI's taxonomy places the organism in Eukaryota, Metazoa, Arthropoda, Insecta, Siphonaptera, Pulicidae. The record is from RefSeq and is a predicted model, not a curated record. Bases 1 to 1632 code for a protein of 543 amino acids. The transcript is spliced from 11 exons.